Messenger RNA from Manduca sexta (tobacco hornworm), 1465 nucleotides. RefSeq names its product leucine carboxyl methyltransferase 1-like. Gene Ontology annotation, molecular function: protein C-terminal leucine carboxyl O-methyltransferase activity. NCBI's taxonomy places the organism in Eukaryota, Metazoa, Arthropoda, Insecta, Lepidoptera, Sphingidae. Gene Ontology annotation, biological process: C-terminal protein methylation. The record is from RefSeq and is a predicted model, not a curated record. Gene Ontology annotation, cellular component: cytosol.
AUAUUUAUAUUGAUAUUGACAUUUGCAGUGGUGACUGGUUAACUGUCAAUGUCAGUACUGUAAAAUGAAGCACAUAAAUUUAUUCAAAACAUAAUUUUCAUGGUGUAUAGAGACAAGUGAUAGCAGAAACAUAUAGAGUGGUCCGGUAAUGUAUCAACGGGUACACGAGAGCUCUUAAGACAGCAUAUCGAAGCCAUGGAUAAUAUAAUAUCAUGGACAGCGGAGGACGAGGCCAUAAUCGCGACUAACACAGACGCUACAGAAUGCAAGCGGUGCGCGGUUGAGUUAGGCUACUGGAAGGAUGACUACAUCACAUAUUUCGCAAAACAUGUGGAUAGAAAGGCACCCGAGAUCAACCGAGGGUACUACGCGCGUGUCAGAGCUAUGGAGAUGUUUAUCCAUCAGUUUUUGGAGAGAUGUGACACAAAAUGUCAAAUUAUCAAUUUGGGCUGCGGUUUUGACACACUGUACUGGAGGUUGAAGGAUAGCACCCAGGCUGUGGGAAACUUUGUCGAGUUAGAUUUCCAAGCGGUUACCAGCAAGAAGUCUCAUAUCAUCAAGCGCAACAAGCAGCUGCUUGAGAAAAUAAGCAAUGAAGAUGGCGAGGUGAUGAUUCGCGAGGGCGACCUGCACUCGGAUGGAUACCACCUUGUGAGCUGUGACCUACGCUGCCUGGGCGAGGUACGGCGCAAGCUGGCCGGCGCCGGCGUUUCGCCGGAUGCUCCCACACUCGUACUAGCCGAGUGUGUGCUGGUAUACUUGCGGCCCGACGCGGCUCACGCCCUCUUGCGUCACUUGUCGUCUACGUUCCCGCGGUGCGCUCUGCUGGUGUACGAGCAGUGCAACCUGGGCGACAAGUUCGGCGAGGUGAUGGUGCGCAACCUGAGUGCACGCGGAUGUGCGCUGGCCGGCGAGGGGUACUGCCGCGAGCCGGCGGCGCAGGCGCAGCGCAUGCUGUCGCUGGGGUUCCAGGCGGCGCGCUCGUGGGACAUGCACACGGUGUGGCGCGCGCUGCCCGAGGAGGACCGCGCGCGCGUGGAGGCGCUGGAGAUGCUGGACGAGCGCGAGCUGCUGCUGCAGCUGAACUCGCACUACGCGCUGACGGUGGCCACGCGCGGCGACAUCUUCGCGGACAUGGACCUCAAUGCGUAAACACGACCCGCUGUGAUUUUGCUUUCCGUUCGCCAUUGAAACGCAGAAUAUCCGUGUGUAGAUACUGUCGAGGAGGUUGAAAUUAUUUUCGUAGUUAUAAUAAAAUACGUAUUUUUCAAUUUUCGCCUUCGCGUAUCAUGUGGACGUUUAUAAAAACCGUAUAAUAUUGCGCGUUUGUCAUAUUAGCCCCUAGAUUUAAUGAGUAUCCACUAAUAAUAACAUAAUUUUCUAUUACGCAGUUGAUAAGUGAUCAAUGAUCUGUAGUUUGCUUCGUUUCCACACAAUCUCCGCCCAACGCCCACUGCCGCGCUGG